Molecule: messenger RNA, 402 nt
Organism: Fusarium coffeatum
Lineage: Eukaryota; Fungi; Ascomycota; Sordariomycetes; Hypocreales; Nectriaceae
Exons: 2
Coding region: 1-402 (133 amino acids)
Source: RefSeq, a predicted model, not a curated record
AUGCUUUCUUCUCACGGCCGAGGCGGCGCUGGCAACAUGGCCGACUCAGCCACCACAGAAAAGACCGACCCCAGCAAGUUCCAAACUCCAGUCCUAAAGGGCUCCGUCGUCACCACCGGCCGUGGUGGUACAGGCAACAUGGCCAAGAACGACGAUCCUCGUGAGACUCGCAAGCGCCAAGACGUUGAAGCUGUGCCUCGUCGUCCUUCUUACGGCACUCAGCACUCUGGCCGAGGCGGCGCUGGAAAUAUCUUCAAGGACAAGGAGGUAGAGCUUACCCGAAAGCCCAGCAACGAAGGUGCCAUCACCGAUGAUGAGGAGCCCCAGUCAGCCACUUCUCCAACUGCUGGCGAGUCAUUGGCUCAGAAGGGCAAGAACUGGCUCUUUGGCAAGAAGGCGUAA